AUGGUCAUGGACGUGGUCGUGGACGUGGAUGCGAAUGCGAAAGCGAAUCCUGGAACAGAGCUAGUUCUAAGAGUAAAUGGUAACCUUGCCACUGAGGGGCGGAAGGAGCAAUUGGCCAAAAUGGUAUUCGAAGUAAAACCCAGAAACGUGACGGGAUUCACAAGCGGCGUUGAACGCAUGCCGGAAGACCACAAGGGCAUCAUAGCCGACCAAACUGGUGCAAACAGCAGCAACAUCAGCAUCCGCACCAACACCAACACCAGCCACAAGCGUUUGAACCGCUUCACCCAGUUUUUGGACCUCCUGCCCUUGGGACUCAACUCCAGCUCCGUCAAGUUGGCCACCACAUCGUCGUCACCGCAGUCACAAUCACACUCACAGUCACAGUCACAAACACAAACACAAUCACAAUCACAGAGCCAGCCAUCCGUAUCGGUAUCCAUGUCCCCGUCGCUGGGCAGUCCGCAUCUCAGCAGUUCGCAGCUGGAGGUCUCUGCUGCCGGAGACAGCCUCCAACGAUCCAUUAGCUUCCACUCCGAGGAGCUGCUUCUGGACGUAGUGACCGGCGAGGAGUUCCGUGACCUGCAGCACAGGUAGUGGGGCCGUUUUAGGUGCAUAGCACCAGGCACAAUGUACAAAACACACCAGACACUACACACAGCAAACACAACACACACACCUGAUAUAAUUAUUCAAACACAAACGGCAGCUGCAGAUGUUGCCCGGGCCACUCGGGCGCAUACUUAAUGUCCUGCUUAAGG
Drosophila elegans is the source of this 761-nucleotide messenger RNA. RefSeq lists its product as uncharacterized. The transcript has 3 exons. Lineage: Eukaryota; Metazoa; Arthropoda; Insecta; Diptera; Drosophilidae. Bases 1 to 597 code for a protein of 198 amino acids. The record is from RefSeq and is a predicted model, not a curated record.